AUGGCUCAAGCUAAUUAUGUGAUUUGUAAAUCAAAACCGUUAAUUCCAAGAGAAGUUUUAACAACUAGUGAUCAAUUAAAUAGUGGAUUGCUUCCUAAUCAACAACCUAUCCAACCUGAAGGAACAUCUUAUGUUAAUAAAACAGAUUAUUCUAAUAAACAUAUUCGUACAUGUGAAACAACUAAAGAUCAUCAUAAAUUACCAAUGAAAAUAAGAUAUAGAAUAUCUUCAAAUAUGUCAUCGAUUAAUAAUACACAGAUAAAUAAAGAAUCAAAUAUUUCUAUUGAUUUACUUCAAUAUAAAGAUUCUCAAACAACGAGAACAUCAAGUCAAUUUGCAACAACAGAUAAUAUUAAUAAUUCGACAAGUCUAUCCUUUCAAAGAAUAAAUUCUCAACGAAAACGAACAUCACACUUAAUUGAAAACUCUGCAGAAUUAACGCGUGAAUGUGCUAUUUGUUUAUUAGAUCAACCAAUUUAUUUCUUUGAAGGACAUUAUAGUAAUAAAUGUAAACAUUCUCAAAGAACAAUAUGUGAUACAUGUAUUUAUAAUAAUAUUAAAUAUAUUAUUGAAAAUACGAUAAAUAGGAAUUUAUUUUGUCCUGAACCUAAUUGUAUGGCUAUAUUGAAUUUUGAAAGUAUUCGUUAUAUUCUUAGUAUGGGAAAUAAUUUCGAAUUAUUUGAACGAUAUGAUCGACAAUUAACACAUAAACAUCUUGAACAAAUUCAAGAAUUUGUUUGGUGUGCACAUAAUGGAUGUGGUUCAGGACAAUUACAUUAUAUAGAUAUAUAUAAAAAUCCAAUAGUUACUUGUAUUAAAUGUAAAAAACAAACAUGUGCUUAUCAUCGUAUUAAAUGGCAUAUCGGAAUGACAUGUCAAGAAUAUGAUCAAUCAAAUAUAUCAUCUAUUGAUCAUAAUACACAAAUAUGGAUUAGAAAAUAUUCAAAAAAAUGUCCAUUAUGUCAUUCAUUUAUUGAAAAAAUAUCUGGAUGUGAUCAUAUGACAUGUACGAUAUGUAAACAUCAAUUUUGUUGGCAAUGUUUUGCUGAUUAUCGAAAAAUUCAAACUUAUGGUCGUAAACAACAUAUGAUAUAUUGUACACAUUAUUCGUCUUAUCCACAUUCGAACAAUCAUUUUUAUAGACAAAGAUCAGUUAUUUGUACUAUUUUAUAG
Molecule: messenger RNA, 1173 nt
Organism: Rotaria sp. Silwood1
Lineage: Eukaryota; Metazoa; Rotifera; Eurotatoria; Philodinida; Philodinidae
Source: the annotation of a GenBank genome assembly